Tigriopus californicus is the source of this 772-nucleotide messenger RNA. Its product is annotated as G-protein coupled receptor 54-like. NCBI's taxonomy places the organism in Eukaryota, Metazoa, Arthropoda, Copepoda, Harpacticoida, Harpacticidae. The transcript has 7 exons. Gene Ontology annotation, molecular function: G protein-coupled receptor activity. Gene Ontology annotation, cellular component: membrane. The coding region runs from base 146 to 772 and encodes 208 amino acids. Gene Ontology annotation, biological process: G protein-coupled receptor signaling pathway. The record is from RefSeq and is a predicted model, not a curated record.
AGUCACACGCUAAUGGUCCAAGUGGGAACACGAACCAAGAUAAAGUGUUGAGAUGGAUCAUCUCGUGAUCUGGAAGUGAAUCACUCUAUUUGUGGAAGUUCAUUGUCAUAUCACUAUCUGGGUGACCACCCUUCGCUCCUCUAAAAUGGAAUUGGAUGAAGGUCAAUACGAUGACUUGACUCUGCCCAUGUUGGAGGACAUUGCGAGCAAUUGUUCCCUGCGCUUGGAACACAUUCAGGCCUUAAAUAUCAGCAAUAUGAGCGUUCUCAUGAGACUCUACAAUAUGUGUGAACACACUUGGGACCCGGAUAAAACCUGGGAUGUGUACUACUGGGAGGAGCUCCUACCUCCUUUGUUCAUCUACAGCUUAACCCUUUCUCUUGGAGUCGUUGGGAACCUUCUGAUCAUUUGGGCCAUCCUUGGAUACCGAAAGAUGCAGACACCCACUAAUAUAUUUUUGGCCAGUUUAGCCAUGGCUGACCUCCUCCUUUGUGUUAUAUGUAUCCCAGUGAAGUUGGCUGAGCUUUUCUCGUUUUCGUGGACUUUUGGUCUCUUUUUGUGCAAGUUCGUGAACUACAUGCAAAACGUCUCGGCCAUCGCAUCCGUUAUCAACCUCACCGUGAUGAGUCUUGAAAGAUGUUAUGCCAUUGUUUAUCCCAUGAAGGCCAAAUCCGUGUGUACAGUGAGCAGAGCAAACAAGGCUGUGUGCAUGAUUUGGUUAUUGGCCAUUGUCCUAGCCAUCCCCACAUUAAUCGUUCAGACCAAAUUCUAA